CUCGGCCUAGCCUGCUGCCUACCCAUUACCAAACCCUUGUUUAACUUUAUACAUUGAUGUAUUGGUUCAUACUGAAUACUGUACUAUCCUCCGUUUCUUCUGUAAUUGAUUUCUGUGGGUGGUGAACUGGGUGGUUAAAAUUGACCGAUAUAAAAAAUCUAUCGAAACCGUCCAAUUCACUUCUAGACAAGGCAUGCAAAAAUGUAUUUCCUUUAGCCUACAGCCCACCGCCCACAGCCAGGUACAAAGCGCCACCGAGACGAUGAUUUUGUUGUAUAUGCCACGUGUUUUAAAUAUUUAUUCACGUGCACAACCGACGAACUCAGCGCCACCCGGAUCGCUCCGGUGGGCGGCUGGUGUGAUAACCGACUCCGCCUCUUCUCCCAAAGUAUAAAUUGUACUCACGCAGCCGAUAGAGUGUAAAACAAGAGACUGGAGAGGAGACCAUUACCAACGAAAAGAAAUAGGUCAAUAAUCUCAGACAUGGGAGACCAGAUGCGCUAUGCCAUCAGUGUCCGGAUUAUUGGAGUGAUGCAUAAAGAGGCAUCUAAAAUCAAGAUGUUUAUGACCUCGGUUCUGUGGUCUGAUGAGAGUGAAGUCAUUGUCUACAGAUCAUUAUUGGAUUUUAAGGAGUUUCAUAGGCAAUUGAAGAAGAGGUUUCCCCUUGAGAAUCCUUUCCGCAAGAGAGACAGAGUGAUUCCCAAAUUCAGAGCCAUAGCUAUGAGGAGAAAGAUCCAGAAGAAGGAUCCUAGUUGGUCAAUGCGUCGGAUGAAUUUACUGGAAAACUACUGUAGCGAGCUGCUCAGGUGUGACCCCGUGGUGAGCUGCAGUUCAGAGGUCACCCAGUUCUUCAUGCCCAAAGACCACGACCUGCAGGCAGACUUCACCAAAAACAGCGUCAUGAUCCUACCAUCGGGGGAUGGGCUGGAGGACAUGAGCGGGCAGCGUCUGAGCCUGGGCAACGUGACACACCCUUUUGUGAGCCAGUCUUACUGCUGUGUGGGGCCCUACAACACCAAGGACACUAAGAACAGGCCCUUUAAAGUGGCCUUGGAUGAGAGGCUGGAUGUGCUCAUCAAAGACCCAGCAGGCUGGUGGCUGGUGGAGAACGAGGACAAACAGUUGGCCUGGUUCCCUGCUCCUUACCUAGAGAUGUGUGAGGCAGAGAAGGAUGGAGAUGAAUUGGAUGGAAUUCCCUUGGGGGGAACUCUCUACUGCGCUGUGAGGAGUUACUCCACUAAGAAGCAUGACGAGGUGCCUGUUCCUAUUGGCUCUGUGGUCGAGGUGCUGAGGAAAUCAGACGACGGAUGGUGGCUCAUCAGGUAUAAAGGCAGAACGGGCUACUCUCCCUCCAUGUACCUGCAGCCUUACAACAACCCACGUGCUGGCCUCCACAACCUGCAGAGAAAGUUGCACAGCUCCUCUCUCAAUUUGGCAACCUACAUGGACAGCUCUACUCUCAACUUGGCAUCCAGCAGAGACAGCCAAUCUGGCAACUGUUACCCACCCACACUGUAUGAGGAGACAGGGCUGCAGCAGCACACAUCAACCCAGACCAGGGAUGAUCCGUACCGGGCCUCCUGUCUCCAGAAGACCCGCUCUCUAGAGCUCCUGUCUGAGACCCGUCCCGACAUGGCCGUCCCUCCAUCCCAAAGAGAGAGAGACCUUGAGUCAAAUCCGGAUCCAGCAAUCCGCAAGAGCAGCAUCAGCUGGACCAAGUCCUCCAACUCUGACAUCAGCUCGUCAGGCCGGAAUGUCAGGACGUCUUCUUCCAGCUGCAGUGAGGAGGAGCCCCAGAGCCUCCCAAACAGCCCCCGGUCUUCACCCCAGCUUCACCCCAGUCUGUCAUCCAGCCCUAGCUCCAGGUCUGAGACUGGGUCCUGUAAGAUGCCCACCACUGCACCCAGGGUGCCCCCGCGACCCAGGGCCCAGGAGAUCCUGACCCGGUGUACCACCAUGACCCGCAAUGCUGCCUUGGCCUCCAGAGGGAGGCUGUUCUCCCUGCAGGACCCCGUCCAGACCCACUAGAAAGGCUGGGAGCGGUGGCGGGGGAACUGGGAGAUGGGGUUAGGGUUAUGGGGAACCGUGGGUGGUGGAGAGUGGGGUUUUUGGGGUUGCACUAUUCUCUCCAGGUUGACUUUACAUGAAGCGCAGUACUUUGAGUAUGGCUUGCAAUACUAGGGUUACAUUUGCAUAAAAAUGCCUAUUCUGUAUGUUACGUUAACCAUAAUUCCAUCCAACCAUUUUUAUACGAGUAAAGUACCUGUUGAAUAAAAAAAUCACUACAGGACUGAUGGAAACGGUAUAAUUGUUAGUAAACGUUCUAAAUCUUGACAGAACAAAAUACAUAAAACAGGGGAAUAAGUUUUUGUCUGUGAAAUACACUCCAUGACCAAAAGUAUGUGAACAAAUGCUUGUCGAACAUCUCCUUCCAAAAUCAUGGUCAUUAAUAUGGAGUUGGUCCCCCCUCUGUUUCUUUACCAGCCUCCA
Oncorhynchus tshawytscha (Chinook salmon) is the source of this 2490-nucleotide messenger RNA. RefSeq names its product NADPH oxidase organizer 1. Gene Ontology annotation, molecular function: phosphatidylinositol binding; protein binding; superoxide-generating NADPH oxidase activator activity. Bases 484 to 2028 code for a protein of 514 amino acids. Gene Ontology annotation, biological process: superoxide anion generation. Lineage: Eukaryota; Metazoa; Chordata; Actinopteri; Salmoniformes; Salmonidae. The record is from RefSeq and is a predicted model, not a curated record. The transcript has 8 exons.